UGGCAACACGGUGACGAACGCGUCGUUUCCACUCCUACCAUCGUCUCCUCAACUCACUUCAACAAAGUUCCGUGGUACCAAGAUGCAACAAGGUGGUGGCGAACCACUACUUUUGUCUCAAUGAAGCUCCUCAUCUCACUGCAAUAAAGUUCCAUGGCACCAAGACGCCACCGGAUGACUCCAAAGAACACUUAUUGCUUGGACACGAGCACAAAAACCGUUAAUACGUUUUUUCUGCGAAUAAUUGAGGGUAGGUUAAACAAAAAUCUGCUCAACCGUGAAUGAGUGGGAGUAUUACAAAUACAAAGUAUUACAAAUCCUAAAAAAAGGAUCAAAGUUCAGCUCGCAUCCCAGAACAGAUUGUGUUCGACCUGAAUCUUCAUUGCUUUCCAUUGUGCUGAAUGCCAAAAACGAAAGUCAAACAGUCGCUCCUUUCUCCUGAAAACAUUGUUUACAUUCUGCAACAACAAAUAUUUUGCUACCACAACAGUGAAUGAGCUCUGAGGAUAUUUUCCAGAUGGUCGUUAACCUUUCUUUAAUGACCGCCAUUGAUGGCUACCUCUGCUGCAGGGGAUCAUUUCCGUAUUCCAGGCAUGAUUCCUGCACGGAUUAGCAUAUGUACAGUAAGUGCGUCAAGCACGGCAGACUUUUCCAUGAUUUCAUUUUGUUUUCCACUGAUGGUGUGCAGGAGGACAACGAAUUGGGUUUCAUUUCCAAUAAUUGUGCUGAAGAGGUAACAAGAAUCCAGUUAUUAUGAAAUAGAGACAGCACAUUUACAAUGAUUUUGGAAUGAAUCGGAAUGUUACAUAGUGUAGCUAGCUAGCAGCAAUACUACAGCAAGAGUGGAAACGUUUGAACAGUUUAAUGUGCGGGAUAACAUUGAAAUAGUGGAAUCUGUGGAUUCUAUCACAGGGCGGUAAACACGACAUUCAUUUAUUGCCGCUGAAGUUGACCACAUUUUGUUUCACGAAGCUGUUUGACCAUCAUUUUCUAUUCAUUUUUUUUUUUCAUAAGGUAAUUUUGAAAGUAACCUUAUAGCUAGUUAGUAGUCACGUAAAUGGCAAAAGAAGUGACACAAGUAAACUUUUUUUUUUUUACUGUUUUAGUGAAAAAUGCGUGGCAAAAAGUUUCAAAUCCUAGUUAUUAUUGUCAUUAGCGUUUUUGCUGUUUGGCUUAUCAUCAGCCAUACGCUUGUGAAAGCUUUAGAACAGUGCACCAUGACGUCGCACGUUCUUGCAGGUGGCAUUAGACGCAGCUUUCUCUGAAGGAAUCACUCGUAAACAAUGUUUCACACGGAUAUUUAUUGCAGACGGACGCAGUGUCGGGCCACUGAUAAACUGCCAAAAACAACAGAGGAGCAUCUGUAAGUGAUUUGUAAGACGCUAUUAGGUGUGUAAUGUACAUAUAACAUAAUGUAGGAGUGAGCUAGCACCAUCUUCUCUGUCCAACUAUUUAGUGUACAACGUCCACUAGGUUCCACUGAAUUAAUUACAUUUUUUUUCAGGAAAUUGGAGGGGAAAAAAAAAAAAAAAGAGUUGACCUUUUGUGCUAUAUCGGGCAUUUUUCUCAUCAUUUCAAUUCAGUUCAGUGGUCGUCGAUCACUUUUUUGCCACGCGAACGUAUCCUGGCGCCUGUACAGUUCAAACAUUAUUCAUCUGUGUCCAAAGCGGUCAACUUGUUUUCAUUCCCUUGCAAAUCAGAAUGGAUGAGUUCGUCACAAAGACUGUGGCCAUCUACGGCCAUGCGUUUCGACAGUUGUCUUAUCUUUGUUUUGAUGACAUCGCGAAACGAGUAUUGACUGUGUACCUUGUAAUGACCCGGCAAGGGAAGUUAACAGUCUUUGCCAUUUGUUGUACUUCAUGUCUUCUGCUCUGAUCUCCUUGUUGUUCUCUUCUUCUUGAUUAUUAUUAUUUUGUUUUUAUUACUCAUCUCACUGUGUCUUUCUCAUUCCCUGUUGGUCAAUUGCCUUCCAUUGCGAGCGGCCAUCCGGAAUCACGCAAGCUUUGCUGUCUUGCAUGAAUACUGCGAGCCACACAGGAAUGCGGUCCUACAUCUACAAUAAGAACUCUGUGAUUGGCUCGCAGGCGGAACACUGCGGGAUGCGGACGUAUUUCUUCAGCGCGGACACACAGGAGGACAUGAACGGCUGGAUCCGGGCCAUGAACCAGGCGGCGCUGAUGCAGCAGAGUCACAGCAUUAAGAGAGAGAGAGAGAGGCCAGAGAAAAGCGUCCAGCAGGAACUUCCUCAAAGCAACCACGUCAACCAGAAGGCGCCUCCGUCAGAAAGCUCGCUCAGGACGGACAGAGAGCGCCCUCGGGAUGAUGCUGCGCGACUGGCUCCCGGGGAAGAGGGGAAGUACGUGUUGGAGGUCCAAGGGAGGCCCAGGCUGUCGGAUCCAAGAGAGAGGCUCUCUCCUAACUCGCUGGACGGCGCCCCUCCGAGGAACGGCCAUCCGAGUGGACGGCGAGCGAGCGUGCUGUCGGAACACCACAAUGGAAACCUGUUGUAUCUGAAGGGGACGGGCACUGAGAAACGUGCACAGAGGAAGAAUACGCUGGCUCAGGUGGAGCACUGGGUCAAAGUUCAGAAGGGCGACCCGCCAAAGAGCGCUCCCAGCUCUGCCGAGUACAAGCUCCCUCGGCGAACUCCGCCCUCACAGCCCAAAUCCGGCACAGCGGACGCGUCCUGUCAGUCGCUGCCAAAGUCCGGCGGCGCGUCUCCGUCGUUCGACCUGCCCGGCGACUACAAGUACGCCCACGACCGACUGAGCCACUUCCGCAUGUCCACGGACGAGCGCGUGGCCACCAAGGAGGGGAUGGUGUGGCAGCUGUACGAGUGGCAGCAGAGGCAGCAGUUCCGACACGGCAGCCCCACCGCGCCCGCCUACUCCGGCCCCGACUUCACCGACUCCUCGUCUUUCACGGUCACCGUGGAGAUGCCGCGCUCCAUCUCUGUGCCGCCGUCCCCCUGUGAGGUCCCGCCGUCCGUCUCCCCCUCGUUCAAGCCGCUGUCCCCCCGCAGGCCGCACACGCCUUCGGGCAGACGGACAGUCAGGCCGCUGGAUGAUUUGUCGAGUGCGGAUAACAGUGGGGCGACCUCCCCGGGCCACAUCUUCACGCGCCUCUCACAGACCUCCGAGAUCUCAAGACGGUCCAUGCCGGCCAUGGGCUACAUCACACACACCGUCAGUGCGCCCAGCCUGCAUGGCAAAACGCCCGAGGAGCUGACUCUGCUCCUCAUUCAGCUGCGGAGGCACCAGGCCAAGAUGGCUGGUGUGCAAAGCCCCGCCGCCGCCGCCGCCGCCGCCGCUCAUCUGCGGCAUCAACAGCACAACGGCCUGCUCGGCCCCAGCAUGCAGGCUGAUGAUACUUACAUCCAACUGAAGAAGGACCUGGAGUAUCUAGAUCUGAAGGUUACCGGACGGGAAAGCCUCAGAAAGGAAACGCACAGGCCCGUGAAAAUAGCGGAGAGCGAUGCCGACGUAAAGUUAAGCCAACUGUGUGAACAGGACAAGAUUCUGCAGGAGCUGGAAGCCAGGAUACGCACACUGAAGGAAGAUAAGGACAAGCUGGAGUCGGUGUUGGAUGUGUCCCACCAGCAGAUGGAGCAGUACAGAGAUCAGCCAGCCCACGUGGAGAAAAUCGCCUACCAGCAAAAACUACUGCAAGAGGAUGUGGUGCACAUCAGGGCGGAAAUAUCCAAAGUGUCCACAGAGAUGGAGAAUGCGUGGAAAGAGUACAUCAGGCUGGAGAAAGACGUCGACUGGCUCAAAGCUGCCCUGCAAGGGCAUAUGACCCGCACUGACCUUUCUCAGCAAGAGAAAGUCCAGAUGAGGAAAGAGCUUUGGAGGGUUGAAGACGUGAUCGCAGGCCUCAGCAGCAGUAAAGACAACUACAAAGUCACUAUCUCCUCUGUGACCAACCCGGAGAGGAAAUUUGUGCCUUCCGUGUCUGCGUCAUCUGUGCCCUCGACGUCUGGGAGCCCGUCUGCUAUGUUGAUGAGAUGGUCCCAGCAGCGGCACAGCACCCACCUCAGCCCCAGCAGCCACAAUGCCACAACCCUCACGCUAUCCUCCAGUCACACUCAACAGCCCUCACUCCACUCCACAGCCAGCACUACCGGGCAUACUUGGGCUGAGGAAGACGUGCCUCCCAGACCGCCGCUACCUCAAGUCUACAGCCUUGACGAGCACCCCCCCGCCGUGCCCCCCCUGCCCAGGGAGACCGCAGUCAUCAGACACACCUCGGUGCGCGGCCUCAAGCGCCAGUCUGACGAACGCAAGCGGGACAGAGAGAUAGGCCAAAAUGGGGAUGUUAAGGUGGAGCUCAGGCCUUUCCUGAGCGAUCCCGAGCUGGUCGGCGCGGGAGACGGCGCCAGCGUCGUGACGUCAUCGGGUCACGGCGGAGGUUAUCAGACAUUACCCGGCAGAGGAGUCGCCGGCUCCUCCCUCAGACGGAAUCACUCGUCGAGCAUCUCGUCUUACGUGACCCUACGGAGAGCAACGUCAGCUCCCGGUGUGAAGGAGCGAUCAAAAAGUGCCUUGGAACGUCUGUACUCCGCGGAGGCGGCGCCUCAACGCGGGAGGAUGAGCGCCGACGAGCAGCUGGAGAGGAUGAAGAGGCACCAGAAGGCCCUGGUGCGACAGCGCAAGCGCACUUUGAGCCACGGCGACCGCCACGCCUCCACGUCGUCGCGCUCCUCCUCGUCGUCCUCCUCGCGCCCUCUCUCGGCCGACUUUGGUUCUUGGAGGCGAGAGCAGGAGUUUGACCUGCAGCUGUUGGAGAGGGCCGUGCAGGGCGAGGAGGCUCAGGCCGUCAGGAGCGUCCAGGGGGAGGAGAGGCCCCCCGAGCACAAAGAGAGACCCCGAUCGCACUCCGACGAUUGGCUGACCUUCACCUCUGAGACCGGGACGCCUCCGACCCACGACGGCCUGGAAACCGAAGACUAUGACGCCGACUUGAUCAAAGAGCUGUCAAAGCCUGAGAAGAUGUUGAUCCCAGAGCGAUAUGUGAAUUUAGAGCCUGAGGAACCUCUGAGUGCUCAGGAGAUGGAGGACCGUCAUCGGAAGGUGGAACGGAUCAAGAGCAUCUUGGCAAAGUCCAGUGUCCAAAACCUGGCGCCGGCAUUAUGCGCAGACAAGUCUGAGGUGAGCCUGCUGGGGCUCAACUCGGUUUUGCAGGAGCAGGAGAGGAUCAUCACCAUGUCCUACAUGCUGGCCUCGGAGGCCUCCCUCAAGAGUAAACAGGUCGCAGUUCCAUCACAGGCUAACAGCCCCGUCCCACCGCUCCCUCCCCCUCCCCCUCCACCGCCCCCUCCCCCUCCUCUUCCUCCUCCUUCUCCUCUUCCUGCUGUAUCCGCGACGCCUUCCGCCUCCUCUCCUCUAAGCAACGGGAUCCACUACACAUUUGUGUAAUGCAAGAAGAAAACUCAAGCAAUUUCUGGACACUGAGAUCUUUUAUGACAAUGGCAACAAACAGCAGGACUCUACAAAAGAAGAUCCUGGAUACAUUUGUACACAUCACUAGAUGAAUGUAGAACAUAUUUAACCUUUUCGUACUGCGCCAACAACCUCUGAAUGGAUUUUUGGGUUUCAAAAAGAAAGCUGCAGCACUGAACUCUUUCAAAAAUAUAUAUAUUUUCUAUAUAUUAUAUUGCACUUUGAGCUGUACACCGUAAAGAAGGCUGAAAUAUUUUUGAGUUGGCUAUGAAUGAACUUUUGUUGUUUGUCCAUGUAUAUAAUGUUAAAAACAAGAGGCACUAAAUCUAUCGUGAUUGUAGAUUUUUAAUCACAAGAAAGAUGGUUUAUUUUUGUUUUUUUUCUUCAAACAAUUUGCCCACAAUAUCAUGUACACAUUUACCAUAGAACUGCCAGUCUUCCGUUCGCUUUCAUUUUUGCCUACAGCAAGAUGGAAUAACAUCACAUAUUUUGCGUGGGAGUGUCAAGAUCGCAAAAUGGCCAUUUAUUCAAAUGUGAAUAUUAGAGCCAUUAACACAAACUUUAGUCAAUGCUGUAUAUGUCUAACUAGCAGUUCAAAUUGGCAGAAUGCAACAUGGAAUGACAAAGGUGUUCAAUACUGGAGCUGCUAUUGUGUACAAAAUUAACAGCAGCGCACGAGAUACAUCUUGACUACGAUCAGAGGUUUGAGGCUUUGAAAGGAAAAUUGUUGACUUAGACGGGAAAUUUAAGAUUAUGGAUAUGUUUUCCAGGUCAGCACAGGCAGCAAAUAUUCCACGUACCGUAAUUUCUCGCGUCUAAUGCGCACCCAUGUAUAAUACGCACCCCCAAAGUUGACCUCAAAAUUCUGGAAAACCCUUCUACCUAUGUAUAAUGCAUUUUUACAAUGCAUGAUUUUGCUUCCACUCAUAUGAUCAAAACAUUAAGUAU
Messenger RNA from Phyllopteryx taeniolatus (common seadragon), 6386 nucleotides. It is a transcript of the gene plekha7b, whose product is annotated as pleckstrin homology domain containing, family A member 7b. The coding region runs from base 2016 to 5414 and encodes 1132 amino acids. The record is from RefSeq and is a predicted model, not a curated record. Gene Ontology annotation, molecular function: protein binding. NCBI's taxonomy places the organism in Eukaryota, Metazoa, Chordata, Actinopteri, Syngnathiformes, Syngnathidae. The transcript is spliced from 22 exons.